AUGACCCGACUAGGCCAGGGCAUUAACAAGUGGCUGAGGGCCAGCCACAGCGGCACCGAAUUUGCAAAGACUGGCAGCGACGACGCAGACUGGGACGAGCAUAGAGGUUCGAAAUUCAUCCAGGAACGUGACGAUUUGUUUGCGAAAGCUCCGUUUUCUAUUGAGAAUAGGACUGCGGAGAUGUUGGAUGUUAUGCACUGCUCGAAUGUGGAUUUGAUCCCCUCCGCUAUCUGGGCAAUGAUCGAAAUCCUGCGUAAACCCUAUUUGGCCGAUAAGAUCACUGCAUUCGUCUCCGAACCCCAGGCAACAAAAGCGGUCGCGCCUGAUGAGGAUGGUAUUCUAGCUAGACCCCUCUUCCAGUCUUUACAAGCAGAAGUCAGUCGUCUUCGUUUCGCAAAGUACACCAUCUGCACAAACCCAACCGCCGAAGUUGCUGUUGACAGCGCGUGGACACUUCGUAAAGGAUGCAACGCAGUUUCGUUUUCGCAAGAUCUCGCCCUGAACACGAAAGCGUGGGCAAACGCGCGGCCACGCACUGUCGAAAAACCGUUGGAGGAGUUUUGGGCUGAGCGCUUCUUAAUCGCUGAUAAAGACACUCCACAUAUACAGGGUCAGCGAAAGAGCCGCGGUAGCAUGAAUGCGGCGAGAUUCGACGCGCAAGAUCUCGAGCUGCUGGUCCCUGCACUCGGCGAUAAGCAGGCGUUUGGACUUGCUAGCGACUACAUCAAAGCCAUGCAAGCAGCGACCAUGGCUGUCCUACUGAGAGAGUUCGAGAUACAGCUAUGCGAUCCGGAUUUGAUCGAUGCAGCGAUGCCUGAGUUGCGAGAGUCGGCGUUUGGACAGGUGCGACCGAAGGAGAAAAUAGCCGUGCGCAUACGCAAACGCAGGGCUGGCAAGGAGCAGUGA
Alternaria incomplexa is the source of this 906-nucleotide messenger RNA. RefSeq lists its product as uncharacterized. Bases 1 to 906 code for a protein of 301 amino acids. NCBI's taxonomy places the organism in Eukaryota, Fungi, Ascomycota, Dothideomycetes, Pleosporales, Pleosporaceae. Gene Ontology annotation, molecular function: iron ion binding; heme binding; monooxygenase activity. The transcript has 2 exons. The record is from RefSeq and is a predicted model, not a curated record.